Aricia agestis (brown argus) is the source of this 1919-nucleotide messenger RNA. It is a transcript of the gene serpin-34, whose product is annotated as serpin H1. Bases 44 to 1912 code for a protein of 622 amino acids. Gene Ontology annotation, molecular function: serine-type endopeptidase inhibitor activity. The transcript is spliced from 5 exons. The record is from RefSeq and is a predicted model, not a curated record. NCBI's taxonomy places the organism in Eukaryota, Metazoa, Arthropoda, Insecta, Lepidoptera, Lycaenidae.
CUACCAUUUACCACCCGCUCGCGAAGCCACGUAAUUUUGAGACAUGCGUUACAUAGUUUUUAGAGUCGUUCAUACGAUGAAAUGGAACGGACGCUCGCGCGCGGCCGGCCGCGGCUUUGUACGUUUUGUUUGUAUUUGCUCGUUUAUCGCCCGAGCAUCGGCGGAAUACGGUGUGCCGAUUGAAAUUAAACUAUGGGACUCGCAGCGAUCCCCAUUGUCCCAUAUGGUCGACGUGACUAACGAGUUCGGGUUAAAAGUGCUGGCGGAACAUAACUUUUUAAAUGAGAAUAAUAUAGCGUUCUCCCCGUACGGGUUGAUGGGUAUUUUAGUGGCACUGUUCGAGGGUGUGGACGGGGAGUCCUCGUACCAGAUACAGAGGAGCAUGCAGCUGCCCUGGAACAGGAACGUCAUGAGGAUCGGGUUUCGAGAUAUUCAUAGAACGCUCAAAACAUAUUUUAUACCGGAAGAAGGAUUUCUAGCAGGGCUAGCGCUGAACAACGAUAACGUUACUUUUAACGAGGCUUAUGUUAAGAUUUUGAGAUUUUAUGGAUUCGAUUUAGAAGCAGAGCGCGCCCCUUCGAAACCAGACAAUAUAAGUACAACAUCGAUAAGUACUUCUGAAGCGACGACUCCUGUUAAUAAUAACGUUCCAUCCAAUGAUAACACCGUUAUCACGACUACUCCCAAUACCAGAGAAGAAACAACACUAAACCCAAACGCAGAAAAUAUCGAUAACCCAGGACCAAAACAAGAGACAACACCGAGCGUGAUGCCAACUCCACAAAAAGAGGAAACGACAAGUGUAAUGACAACACCGACAAGAGACGAAACUACAGCGAGCGUAAUGACUACUCCAGCAACAGAAGAAACAACUCCGAGCGUUACGACGACACCAUCAACGAGCGAAGCUAUCGAAUCCACAACAAUGACGUCACAACAAACGCAAAGCCCGACGCUUGCAGAGCCUCAAAUGAUGAUCGAAACAACAACUGCAUCCCUAACAACUAUUACUUCCACAACAGAAGCUCAAGCAACAACAAACGUGGCCGAUACAACAACAGCUCCAAAUACUGCUUCAGAUACGACCACGUCAAAUGUUGCUAGCACAAUGUCAGACAUGUCGAGUACAACCCCAGACACGGUGGCAACAGCAGACGGAAAUGUAGAAGAUGCACCCUCAUCAACGACUAUCGAAACGUUACAACGACGGAAAAAGUCAAUUUUAAAUUUCGUAUAUACAAGCCCACCCUAUGUGGAACAGUACGCGGCUUAUCGAGCUUUUAAUAUUGGACCCGAUCUUCCCGAAAUAGACCCUGACUACGACAAAAUGUUUUCAGUCAAUGGGUUAAGAAAUAUAGAGGUCACUUAUAUGAAUUAUGAUACCAUUUUGGAUCAUGCGUUCCUACCGCAUUUGGAAGCAUCGGCACUGCGGCUUCCCUUGGACAGCGAGAAAUACUACCUUCUAGUGGUGUUGCCAAUGCGAAGAGGUGUGGUCGAACUAGAAAGAUUGCUAUCAAGGAUGGCAAGGGAGUCAGAUUUGUCUGACAUCUACUCCGCGUUACGGCCCUGUAGGGUCAGGGCAGCUGUUCCGAGUUUUGUUGUGAAGGGCCAUGUCACUCUCACGACUGAUCUCCAAAAGCUGGGCAUGAGAAAUGUUUUUGAGCCGCGUCAGCAUGAUUUUACGCCGAUGACUCACCAAGCCGGCGUCUACGUGAGGAGCAUUGAACAAGCUGUCUCCGUAGCUAUUCGGAAGUAUCAGCAGACCGACACACCGAAAGGUUACAUCCCGAGUGCCAACUUCGUGUAUUUCUCUGCGACAUAUCCAUUUUUAUAUUUUGUUAUGGACUCGAACAUUCACGUAGCUCUGAUGGCUGGAAAAUUGGUGGAUCCACUCAACACUAGAAUAUUAUAACAUUUUU